Rattus rattus (black rat) is the source of this 2455-nucleotide messenger RNA. It is a transcript of the gene Entpd8, whose product is annotated as ectonucleoside triphosphate diphosphohydrolase 8. Lineage: Eukaryota; Metazoa; Chordata; Mammalia; Rodentia; Muridae. Gene Ontology annotation, molecular function: GDP phosphatase activity; UDP phosphatase activity. The coding region runs from base 434 to 1801 and encodes 455 amino acids. The transcript has 10 exons. The record is from RefSeq and is a predicted model, not a curated record. Gene Ontology annotation, biological process: nucleoside diphosphate catabolic process. Gene Ontology annotation, cellular component: plasma membrane.
GCUUCCCUUGGCCCACCUACAUCAGCUCUGCAGCACCCGUUCGUAGCCUCAGGCAACUGUUCCCUGACCAUGUCUGGCCUGGCCCAAGUGAGGAGAACAGAGGACAAGGUCCACAGUAACAGGGAGGGUGACUCCAGUCCUGUCUUCUCUGUCAUUCCCAGGUCAGUUCUAAAGUCCAUCCUGAGAACAGGGGACGCCACUCUUCCUCCCUCCAGAAGCAAAAUGUAACCCCAGGAUCGGAUCGGUGAGGCAGAGUGAAAUUAGUAGGUGUUUGGCCCAAGCGGCAGCUGGAGAGCAGCCCGCUCCGCCCCCCACUGCCCCAGGUUCAAGUGGGUGGAGACAGGGUGUGGAGACAGGGUGUGGAGGGCAGAAGCAGAACUUCCUCCAGCUACCCUUGAAAGCUGGCAUCCAGCGCAGCUCAGCCCCUCCCACCAUGAGACUUUCCUGGAAGGAACGGGUCUUCAUGGUCCUGUUGGGAGUUGCAGCAGCUUCUGGCCUCACCAUGCUCAUCCUCAUCCUGGUGAAAGCAACCAAUGUUCUCCUGCCUGCAGACACCAAGUUUGGGAUCCUGUUUGACGCCGGCUCCUCCCACACAUCCCUGUUUGUGUACCAGUGGCCAGCAAACAAGGAGAAGGACACAGGAGUGGUCAGCCAGGCCCUGACUUGCCAGGUAGAAGGGCGCUGUGUUUCAGGACCCGGAAUCUCUUCCUAUACCUCUGACCCGACACAGGCUGGGGAGAGCCUGAAGAGCUGCCUGCAGGAGGCGCUGGCACUGAUCCCACAGACCCAGCAUCCAGUGACGCCCACAUUCCUGGGGGCCACAGCAGGAAUGAGGCUGCUCAGCCAGAAGAACAGCUCUCAGGCUCAAGACAUCCUAGCUGCAGUCUCCCAGACACUGAGCAGGGCUCCGGUGGAUUUUUGGGGAGCCAGGAUCCUGGCUGGGCAGGAUGAAGGUGCCUUUGGUUGGAUCACUGUCAACUAUGUCCUGGGAAUGCUCCUGAAGUAUUCGUCUGGACAAUGGAUCCUGCCUGAAGAUGGGACGCUAGUUGGUGCUCUGGACCUUGGCGGGGCCUCCACGCAGAUCAGCUUUGUGCCUCAGGGCCCCAUCCUGGACCAGAGCACCCAGGUUACCUUCCACCUGUACGGAGCCAAUUACAGUAUCUACACUCACAGCUACCUCUGCUUUGGGCGGGACCAGAUCCUAAGAAGGCUCCUGGCUGAACUGGUACAGAGCAGCCAGGUAGCCCGGGUCAGACACCCAUGCUACCACAGUGGCUACCAGGCCACACUGUCACUGGCUUCCUUGUAUGAUUCACCCUGCGUCCACACUCCAGAUUCCCUGAACUACACCCAGAACCUCACGGUUGAAGGGAUAGGCAACCCUGGGAACUGUGUGGCAGCCCUCCGGGGUCUUUUCAACUUCUCCAGCUGUAAGGGCCAAGAGGAUUGUGCUUUCAAUGGAGUCUACCAGCCUCCCGUGCAUGGCCAGUUCUAUGCAUUUUCCAACUUUUACUACACCUUCGAGUUCCUGAACCUCACCUCCAGGCAGCCACUGAACAUCGUCAAUGACACUAUCUGGAAGUUCUGUCAGAAACCCUGGAGACUGGUGGAAGACAGCUACCCUGGGCAGGAGCGCUGGCUACGGGACUACUGUGCCUCAGGCCUAUACAUCCUUGUGUUGCUGCUGGAGGGCUACAAAUUCAGUGAGGAGACCUGGCCCAACAUCCAGUUCCAGAAGCAGCCAUGCUUCGUCCACUGUGGAGACAUGUUGGGUACCGUGUCUGCCUACAGAAAAGACUGAGCCCUAGAGAGCAGAGCCCCCACCAGGCCUGAGCAAGCCAGCAGUGUGGAGAAAGGGCAGCCUUCUACCUUCACACAGAACAUCCACCAUGUCCCCUUGGCGGAAGUCCAAGUCCUCCGGCCUUUGGGCACGAUAGUCGUACUGAGCUACCACUUGGUAGAGGACUGGCCGGCCCCAGGCCCCCUGUAAUAGAAGAGUGGGCUGCAGGGGCAGUGCACGUGAGGGGCUUCCCUUCCAACUGCCUGGGCUGCCCACCGCAGGCACCAGUCUCUCCCCUUGGCUCCCAGUCUCUCCCCUUGGCUCACCCGGCACUGGAGCUGCAAGCCUCUUGGGCUCACGGCCACAUUCCUCCAUACACUCUGCAGUGAGUCCUCCGUGGAGAUGGGGAUCCAGCCUCUGUCCUCUCCUCGGGCUUUGUAGCUGCACAGAGGGUCCUGAGGGUGAGCUCCAGUGUGCAGGGUGAGUACCUAGUGCCUGGUCUGUCCCUAAAGGACAUUAACUUCUGGGGCUCUCCACCAUUCCCGGCUGGCCUUUAUUUACUUCCAGGCUGUCCAGAUUCUUAACAUAGAGCUAAGGAGGCUUAGCUUUCGUCCCAUCCUGAGUCUGAAAAGUGACCGCUUCAGAGCAAAACAAUAAUAAAAAGCCUUCUCUCCA